This is a messenger RNA of Strongyloides ratti, 1767 nucleotides long. RefSeq names its product ATP-binding cassette sub-family D member 4. Gene Ontology annotation, molecular function: ABC-type transporter activity; ATP binding; long-chain fatty acid transmembrane transporter activity. The transcript is spliced from 2 exons. The record is from RefSeq and is a predicted model, not a curated record. Gene Ontology annotation, cellular component: peroxisomal membrane. Gene Ontology annotation, biological process: very long-chain fatty acid catabolic process; peroxisome organization; long-chain fatty acid import into peroxisome. Bases 1 to 1767 code for a protein of 588 amino acids. Lineage: Eukaryota; Metazoa; Nematoda; Chromadorea; Rhabditida; Strongyloididae.
AUGCAACAAAAUGACGAUUUUUAUUUUGAUAGAAAAUUCUUAAAAGCAUUCAUUCAUCUACUUUACCAUUUUUUUCCAAAAAAUGAUUGUAAAUCAUUUAUUUUAAUUAUAAUAACAUUAAUAUUUAGCAUAAUAAGUGAAGUGGCAAUUUAUUUUAUUGGAAUGCUUCCAGGACAAUUUUUUUAUGUACUUUUAAAAAAACAAACUGAUCAAUUUUGGGAAAUAAUUUGUAUAGCAUCAUUAAUUUAUCUUGGAAAAAGUAUAAUUUUAGCAUUAACAUCAUUAUCUAUAAAUUUAUUAUAUUUAACAUUUAGAAAAAAUAUUACUAAUGCUAUUCAUAAAAGAUAUUUUAAAGGAAUAACAGCAUAUAAAUUAAUAAAUAAUUCAUUUGAAAAAAUAGAUAAUCCUGAUCAAAGAAUAACACAAGAUGUUGAAAGAAUGUGUAAAAAUUUAUCAGAAAAAAUAUUACCACCAGCUAUUAUUUGCCCAUUUAUAAUAGGAUAUUAUAGUUAUCAAACAUAUAAAACUGUUUCUAUAUAUGGAUUACUUGUUAUUUAUAUUUAUUUUAUUGUUGGAACAAUUGUUAAUAAAAUUUUAAUUAAUCCAUUGGCAAAAUAUACAGCACGUGUUGAGAAAGCUGAAGGAAAUUAUCGUUAUAAACAUGUUUCAAUACGUGAUAAUAGUGAACAGAUUGCAUUAUAUAGAUGUCAAGAAUUUGAAAAAAUACAAUCAAAUUAUAUAUUUAAAAAAUUAAUUAAAGUACAAUUUAUUCAUUGUUUAUGGAAAAUUCCAAAUUUAAUAUGGCAAAAUUUUUUUGAUAAUACUGGUGGAAUACUUGGAUAUGCUUUACAAUUUAUUCCAUUUAUUUUAUUUCAAUCAUAUUUACAUACAGAAACUGAAACAUUAGCUAAAAUUAUAUCAAAUAAUGCUUUUAUUUAUAUAUAUCUUAUUAAUUCAUUUACCCGUUUAACUGAUAUAGGAAUUGUUUUUGGUGAUACAGCUGGAAUAUUACAAAGAGUAGAACAAUUAUUAUUAGCAUGUAAAAAUAUGAAAAAUAAUGAAUAUUCUAAAUUAAUACCUUAUAAGGAAGAAGAUAAAAAUAUUAAUUAUAUUUUUAAUGACGUAUCAUUGACGACACAAUAUGGACAACCAAUUGUAAAACAUUUUUCAUUAAUACUUAAUAGUAAUGAAAAUCUUUUAAUAAAUGGUGUUUCUGGAACAGGUAAGACUUCAUUACUUCGUAUGAUUAUUGGAAUUUGGAAAAAUAAUAGUGGUGAAAUUUUUUCAAAAUUUAAUAUUAAUGAUAUAGAAAUAAUUCCACAAAAUUCAUAUUUACCGGUAGGACAUUUAUCAUUAUAUCAACAAUUAUUAUUUCCAUCAAUUUAUGAUGCUAAUUCACCAGAUAUGGUACAAAAAGAAAAACAAUUAUUUCAAUUAUUUGAAGAUCUUAAUCUUCUUACUACAAUUAAACGUUUAGAUUAUAUUUAUGAGAAGCCCGACUUUGAAUUUAUAAAUCAUUUAACUCCAGGAGAAGUUCAAAGAUUAGUAUUUAUUAGAGCAAUAAUCAAAAAUCCUAAAUUAAUAAUUUUGGAUGAAUCAACAAAUGCUGUUGGAGUUGCUAUGGAAGGAAAAAUGUAUGAAAUUUUAAAUAAAAAUAAUAUUCAAUAUAUUUCUGUAGGACAUAGAGAUUCUUUAAGACAAUAUCAUCAUAAAUGUUUAACAUUAACUGGGUAUGGAGAUUUUGAUCUAGAUAUAAUUAAAAAAUAA